AUGAGGAAAACCGAUCGACUCCCUUCGGGAAUACUCCGAAUCCCCGAGGACGACGUGUAUCACCAGCAGGCUGCGACGGCGAGGGCUUCUUUUUUCGUGGACUGCCAGAAUGUGGGACAGCAGGUUUCCUGCUUACACAAAACCUUGUCAAGCGUAGACCAUGGGGAAAUCAUCGAGUUCCUGUGCGUGGUAUAUCUUGCCGCGAGCUCGUCUGAAACUGCAGCACUCCGACGCGCUGCUUUCGGCGCUCUGCGAAAUCGAUCCCCGGAUGAAGUGGCGCCCGUGUUAUGGCGACGUAUGUUGUUUCUCAUGCAGAAGGAACCCGAAUCGAUGGCUUCCGUGAAUGAACUCGCCAUCCUUAGUGCAUGGCACCCCCACGGUUUGCAGGCUCUCCUUCUCGGAGAGGAAAAGGUUUUCAAGUAUCUAAAGGAAGCAAUGGAUGCUCUGAAUCGGCAGGGAGUUGCGACCGACCGAGAAGAUGUAUUCGAUAAGGCGUCGAAGGUUGUUCGGUGCAGCACAUUAUUGGCGAAACACGGCUCCCGCAAAGAGCUUCCACCGGAGUUCGCUCGCGAGAUCAAAAAGGCUCUCUUAUGUGAGAUCCAGACGCUCCCGUGCCGUUUAGCCUGUGGGAUUUCCCUUCCGGAGAUCUUGAUCCUCCAGGAGGACGAUCCAGAAGAAGUCUACAGGUCUCAAAUAGGGGAUCUACGAGAGGAUCCACUCGCUCAUGUUUGUUUCAUCGCUGGUAUGAUCAACGUGACACCCCUGAACAGUCAGAAAAUAAAUUGCCGGGAGUUCUACAGAGAGCUACUGUGUGAACUGAGUCGACUCGAAUCACUCGGAGAAUUCCACAAGAAGCCCCCUUUCGCUCUGACUUGCAGUCGCACCGUACUUCAAUGGACGGAAAAACUUUUGCAGUUCAGAGACCAGGUUCCAGAGCUUCUGCACGAAACCCACGAGAAUUUGUUGACGAUCGCCUCGCUCAACGCGGAACAUUUUGUCGAUGCUGUGCAACAUCAGGGUAGAGCACUCAUGGAGCUCGUUUUCGACGCUCUGGCAGAAACUGAGGACGGCAGAUACGCCAAGUUCCUGGAAUCGACGUUCGCGCGCGUGCUCGAAGAGCCUCAUCACAAAAAGAGCAAAUACGCUCCCUUGACGAUGAUCGCGAAACACAUCAAAGUCGGUCCGUACCUGAAUCGGAAUCUGAUUCGGGAAAUAUACGAAACUCUCAGCGAAAAGAGCAUGUUUCCGUAUGUUCAAGACUUCCUCAGGGACGUCGGCAGAGCGCAUUUGAGAGAGAAACCCCCCGACUGGGAAGACAUCUGGCUGACUCCGUUCUUCGAAGUGUUCGUCGAGGGAAGGGCCCCAAUCAUCGAAAACCUCGUACCAAAUCUCGUCAAGCUCUAUCCGUCGCUGAGUGAUAUAGUUCUCAAGAAAUGUGAUGAAUUACCUGUGAAUCUGCUAGCUCUGAAGCUUCUGCCCCUGGAGAAGCUCCUCGAUCAUCCGUCGAUAAUGGAUGACGCCCAGUGGUCUGCGGAUGAGAAAAUGCGUUUGAGCCUCCUCCAGGUUCUGACUGACUGCCCCAAGUCUUGCGAACCUCUGAACCCCAGGAUCAUUAGCCAUCUUGAAGUUUUCCUCAAGUUGAAUUGCUCAACUCAGAGCCAAGCCUUGCGACAGGCAAUGUUUUCGAGCUUCAAAAAGCUCAUCCUACGAAUGCAUGAAAGUCCAAGAUAUUGGAAAAGCAGAGAACACCCGGUCUACGGUGAAAAAGCAAAAGAUGCUCGUUUCAGAAAACAGAAGGAUUUUGUCAUUUGGAUGUUCAACUUCUGUAUUGGAGAACUUCGGCCGGGCUGUAACUUCUUCACUCGUUCUACGAUUCUCAUGCUCCUGGAGCUUCUGUCUCCCUGGAUGGGCGAUCAGUGGACGCGGUCGAAGGCGGCUACGAUUCUGCAAUGCAUAAAGGAUACGUAUGAGAGCAAUAAAACCGCUGUGGUGAAAAUUCUGGCCACCAUACCACCGGAUUUGCUCCCCUACACUGGUGAGGCGGGUAAUCCCGACUCGUCGAUCCGUGAGAUCGCCUCGAACCAAAUCUCCUUUUCACCGAGCAGCCCCGACGCUUGGAUCGAGCGAUGCGUAGCUCUGACAAGGUCCGCGCGUCCUCCCGACUGCGUCACAGCCGCCUAUAUGUUACGCGUGAUCGCAUCGAACUCGGAUGCGUUGAAGAAACUCAAAAUAAUCUCAGCGGUCAGUCGGGAGCUCUCCUCGCAAAUUGAAAUCGCUCAAAAUCAAGGCUUGGUGGAAGCUUCGUCGUCCAGUCCUAUGUACGGUGCGCUCACUUGCCUGAGAAGUCUGCUCAACGAUCUACUCGCGGAGACGGUUCCGAUCGAUUUGAUUCCCGAGUAUAGAGAGAUUUUCGAGAGCCUGAUCGAGCAAUGCGCGGCAAUCGCGAAAAUCGCCAGUCCGCUAGUGACGAACGCCAGUCCGGAGGGUCAACUUCAGAUCGAUGAGCACCCAGAACUCGAGGAAGAGUUCAAGGAGGCUCUCCUCAAGGGGUUUGGCAAGAACCUCGAGGGCGCGGAUACAGUGAAAGCGUGCGCCGUUGCAUCUCAGAUGCUGCUACUUUGCUGCUGGCGAUCCCAUAAAGAAGUAUCUCUAACGUUCGGCGUCCUCGCGGUGCACCUCAAUCGUCUUACUGCGCAAGAGAUACUGCCCGUCGGCAAGUUCCAGGAGAUGGGCGCAUUUUUCAUGGACGAAUUGUGCACGGUUCGGCAUAGGGGUGCUUUCGAGCAAGCCUACGUGGGCUUCUCGAGUUUGUGCACUGCUCUCUGGAGAAGCACGAUAGCUGGGCUGAACAGAUUUCCUUCCACUUGGCUCCGGGAGCUCGUCGAGAAAAUUACCGAUGGAGCCGUCAGUUCGACGCGUCGAAGCGCAGGAUUGCCCUUCAUUGUUCAGGCUGUGGUUGUGAGCGAGCCCGAACUUAAUAAUGGUCGCGCACUGAAACAAGCUAUGGAAGCUCUUCUCCCUCUGGCUGAAUCCAAAUCCACCGAAGUGGCUCGAGUUCAUGCUCUAAAUGUUCUCAGAGCUCUAUACAAAGACACUCGGCUCGGUGAGAGCAUAAUGGCUUACGUGUCCAGGGGCAUGAGGGCCGCCCUAGAAGGUUUCGAUCACCCGGUUUGGGGAGUGCGAAACUCCUGCACGCUCCUGUUUUCGUCUCUCAUCACGAGGAUCUUCGGUGUCAACAGAUCUAAACAGGACAUCGAACGCAAGAAUUGUCUGACGGGACAUAUCUUCUUCCUGCGCUUCCCGGGCUUGUUCGAUUUCCUCCGCCGAAGGAUGAGCGAUCUUGCGAAAACACCUUUGCAGCAUCCAGGCCUUUUCCCGAUUCUACUGCUGUUUGGGCGACUUUUUCCAUCGAUAGACGAAUGCAAACUCGUGGCCUUCAUUCCACUUCUGGAGCCUUGCUGUAGUUCGCCGAUGAUUUCGAUAAGGAAAACUGCUGCUAAGGCUUUCGCCGCAAUCGUUCCGACGGGACUGCAUGGAUCAUUGGUGUCCAUCAAAAUGUCAAGGUUCCUCGGCGUAGAACCGACGAGGCUACCUCGGAACAACCUCCAUGGUCUUUUGCUGCAAAUCGAAGCUGUUCUCGAUCUGCCGAGCUGUACGGAUGAGACCAAGAAAACGAUACGCGACAAAUUGGCUCUUUCUGAAUUCUUCCUAGCGUCGCGAUGCAGUGUGAUCGCUACGCUUUACCUCCAAUUACUGAUGCGCCUCGGGGUGCGUAAGCCCGACCUCGGCUCGCUACGACUCACCGAAUUCGGCGCUGUGUCGCACACGGAUCUACAACGGGUCAUAAUCCACUACAAGUGUGAGCUUGGCGACAUAAAGUCAACCGAUGUGGUCACCGACCAUCACAAGAUGGGGUUGUUGGAGUGGUGCCUCGACAAUACCCUUGUUCUACCGGCCGUGAUGACCGAUAUACUUCUGAGGACCCAAGUGGAGCAUCCCCACGUCGCACAACUCGCCUUGGACCUCGCGACCAAACACCUCGAAGAAGCAGUUGGACAGGAGUUGGAAACGUUCAUCAGGAAGCUCCUCGUUGAGUUGCCCUCCGUCACCAUACCAACGGUCGCCGUGUCUAUGUUUUCCUGCAUCGCGGCGCACGUCGCUCGACUUUCGGUCGAUUUCGCGGUUUCAAGCAUUGGAGUUAUGCAUCAGUACUCCGCGGCCAACCAACCCCCAGCCAUGCGCAGCGUCGCGGCCGAUCUCGCUCGAAAGCUCAUGGAGACACAUGGUCGAGCGAUUUUCGAGAAAUCGAACUCUACCGGUAAUUUCCUGAUGCUCUGUGAGGGUCUCAUGAAUUUGGUCAUGGACAAUGAUGUUCACGUGAGGAACCAGAUCGUCGUCGGCAUCUCGAGCAUUUCUACAGAGAGCCUUAAGAGAGAUACCGCUUUGAACUCAUUGUUAGAUCUGUGCGUGGAGAUGUGCAGGGAGAAAGAAGCGUUCGCGAAGCUUCUGAUAAAGAUGGCACUGGCGUCAGAAGAAGCUCCGCUGGACGUCGAGUUCGACGAGCAGCCCUUCGAGAAAGGGGAGUUGAACACAUUCCAUGACUCUCUUGUAAUUGCCGAAAGUUGCUGCCAGGCUGUCCUCAAGCUCGGCAUUCGGGACGUGGAUAUCGACGAGUCUCGAUACCGGGGCCUGAAAUCCAGAUUGGCUGCAGUUGAUGCCUGUGAACUCGCUUUCAAUCGACAACUCGAUGCGGAUCUAGUUAAGUUAGGACAGUUCUAUUCAGCCAUCGCCGUGCGGGGAGAACCCCCAGACGCCCAAGACAUUUCUCCGGUGUCGAAUGUUUAUUUCGAUCGCUUCAGACUUCGGUUAUGAUUAUCGCCUCCUGGGAGUGUCUGAAAGAGAUCUGUGAGGGGACAAGACUUCAGCGAUACAGU
Messenger RNA from Galendromus occidentalis (western predatory mite), 4934 nucleotides. It is a transcript of the gene THADA, whose product is annotated as Thyroid adenoma-associated protein homolog. The record is from RefSeq and is a predicted model, not a curated record. Lineage: Eukaryota; Metazoa; Arthropoda; Arachnida; Mesostigmata; Phytoseiidae. The coding region runs from base 1 to 4872 and encodes 1623 amino acids. Gene Ontology annotation, cellular component: cytosol. Gene Ontology annotation, biological process: tRNA methylation. The transcript is spliced from 20 exons.